This is a messenger RNA of Bactrocera tryoni, 2559 nucleotides long. Its product is annotated as insulin-like. Gene Ontology annotation, molecular function: hormone activity. Gene Ontology annotation, cellular component: extracellular region. The transcript has 3 exons. Lineage: Eukaryota; Metazoa; Arthropoda; Insecta; Diptera; Tephritidae. The record is from RefSeq and is a predicted model, not a curated record. Bases 1650 to 2033 code for a protein of 127 amino acids.
ACGAACUAAGCAAUUAGGAAAUUCAGAAAAAGUUUAAAAUAAUUAGUAAAAGCAUUAAAAAAAAACAAGUUCUGUUUCUUAAAAAGUAUAAAAAUCCAACAUUUAUUCGGUCGAAAGCUGGUGAAUAUCUUGAAAGACUUUAGAAAAGUUCAUGUCGAGUUAUUUGAGUGAGAAUAAAUUGAAAAUAAACUAUAAUUCAGUUAGCUACAUUGAUUACCUAAUAAAUAAAAAAAAUUAACUAUCAAACAAUUCACAAUCGCAGUUAAGUUUUCAACUCUUGUCAAACAUCUUUAUUAGUAUAUAAAAAUAUAAACAAGUGUUUAGCCUUCGCACACAAUGUUAGUAAUACAUCAGAUGUGAAAACCCACAUAACAUAGGAAACCACAGUAAUAACACAACAACAAUAUAUGAUAAAAACAGCAAUAGACAAGAAGUAAUAAACUCUAACAUCAGCCGCGCUGCAAACGCUCUGACGUGCCGCAGUGUUUGUUAUCCAGUUGUCAAACCCACCUGCGGUGUCAGUGAAUGCUCAAACAUCGCGUCUAACUAUAGCACAGAUCAGGCUAAAAAUAGAACAAACAUUGACAGCCGCGCUAUAGAUACGCCAAGGAAUCCACCGUCUUACACUUACACCUAGCAAUACGUACAUAGAAGGUAUUUAAACAUAAAUUUGUGCGCUGUUAGGUGGCAAGCAGCAUACUCGUAGGCAGGCAUUGGGGCUCCAAGCUAUAAGCGCUCAUUCGCGCUCUGUGGCUAGCUGCUGCUGGACGCUUGCUGAAGAUAGGUGCCACGGCUAUUAUUGUAUACUGUGUCGUAGGCAAAAACAGGUCCAAAAAUAGUCACUGGCGUGUCAAACAUUAAUGCCGAGCAGCAACACCAAUACACAACAAACGAAAAAGUGGAAAAAAAUACUGAACAAUCAGCAGCAAACAGCUAUAUUCCCUGCAAUUGAACAUAGAUUCAUUUGUAACGUGGACACAACUUCAAGAAAACAAACACAGUAAUUUUAAUAACAAGCAGCGGCAGUAGUGCAUUGAAAAAGUAGUCAACAUUGUAGCCGACUAGAAGACUCCAAAGCACCUCGCGUACGAGCGCUUGGACCAGAGCGAUGUUGAGCUCACACCGAAACAGUGCGAACCGCGCACCACAACACUGCAAACGUCAAUAAACAUAAACGAAGAAUUGCAUUAUUCGGUGGCGUUACCGUUAGUCACAUAAGUAAAAAUCAUAAAAAUAAAUUUAAAAAAUAAAUUGCAAUUUUGUUUAAAAAGAAAUUAGCAAAAAGAAAAAAAUAUAAUUAUAUGUUUUAAAUUGCUAGUGAUGUGCAACUUGUGAUCUUCAAUUACGCGUUUACGUAAAAUAUAAAUUCGAUUAAUAUAGUAACUCAGUUAUCUCAAAAUAAAAAAAGUUCCUGAAAAGGUGGUUUUGGUGAAAAGAAGCGAAUCAUAUAGUUAAAGCUUUGAAGUGGAACUACAGAGUACGAGUGUAAUAGCCAAUAAAUAUAACAAAGUUUCAGAAAAUUUCGGCAAAAUCUGUUGCUGUCAGCGCGGGAGACGUCAGUUUGUUUAUUUGUGUCCACAGGCAUAUAAUGUUUAGAUAUCGCCUAAGUACUCAUAUACGUAGCGGUCAGACAACAACAAUCACACAAAAUGAUGUUUCCAAAACACACCGUAAAUUUUCCUAACCUGCUGUGCCUUAGUUUAGUCGUUAUCAGUUUUGUAUUUUGUGUGGAACUAUCGCCGCACUGUACAGAAGCUCUACCUUUACUUCCUGGUGGCAGUAAUGAUGUGGAGUUCAAACGCUACUGUAGUACUAAUCUCUCAGAUGCGAUCCGUCUCAUAUGCGGUGGACGCUACUACUCACUGUCUCGAAAAUUUCCCGAUAGUGUUGGCAUGGGACACGUGUCCAGCCUGAAGCGGUUAGCCGGUGAGGAAGGUGAAUAUCGGCAACCUUUUCAAGGUGCCAUACACGAGUGCUGUCGCCGUCCGUGCGGGUAUCCGGAGCUCAAAUCAUAUUGUGAACCCGAUUACUGAUCUUCAAUGAUACGAUAAAGACGUAUGCGAGAGAUUGGUAAUAAACCAUUUGACUUAGGCUCACGUCAAAUUUCAUUAAUUUACAUACUAUACAUACGUAUUAGCCACAACCUCAUGCAUUUGAAUCAUACGAAUUUGUUUUAACGUCUUUUUAGUAAUUAAAUUAAAAUCAAUUAUCUUAGUUUAAGGAUUAAAUGUCUUGGACAUUAUAUGUAUAUUGCUAUAUACAUACAUACAUAUAUUUAUGUAUACAUAAGCGCAUUGUGUGUUAGUUAUGAGUAGUGGAAACAGGAGAAUUUAAAGGUUGAUAAUGUGACCCAUGUGAUAUAAUACGUGAAGUUAAAUAAUUUUUAUCAAACAAUGAUGAAAACAACAAAGCAGUCAGCGGCAAUUUAAGAACUGGAGAAAUGCUAGCCCAAGAAAGUUUUUGAAAUGAGUGAAAGCUGCCAAUUUGCUGUACUUUGUUUUGCAUUUUUUGUUUGUAUGUACAUAUGUAUAUGCAUAUAAAUAUAUGUACAUAUAUGUG